Molecule: messenger RNA, 1794 nt
Organism: Trichophyton verrucosum HKI 0517
Lineage: Eukaryota; Fungi; Ascomycota; Eurotiomycetes; Onygenales; Arthrodermataceae
Exons: 5
Coding region: 1-1794 (597 amino acids)
Biological process (GO): termination of RNA polymerase II transcription
Cellular component (GO): mRNA cleavage factor complex; cytoplasm
Molecular function (GO): RNA polymerase II complex binding; mRNA binding; ubiquitin binding
Source: RefSeq, a predicted model, not a curated record
AUGUCAGGCCUCGUUUCUGACGAAGUUGCGGAGGACUAUAAGAACUCCCUGGAAGACCUCACAUCGAAUGACAAGUUCCAAAUAAGCAAUUUGACCGUUAUUGCAAAGGAGAACACUGAACAUGCCAUGGCCAUCUCCCGAGUGCUGGAGAAUCACAUACGAAACACACCACCAUCUCAAAAGUUACCAGCUCUCUAUGUAGUGGACUCAGUUGUGAAGAAUGUAGGGACUCCUUACACGCUGUUCCUGGGCCGCAACUUAUAUCAAACAUUCAUGAACGCCUAUACUCUCGUUGACUCGCAGACUCGCAAGAAGUUAGACGAGAUGCUUAAGACAUGGAAAGAACCUGUCCCUGGUUCUUUGGAUCCCAGGCCUGUCUUCCCAGCUGAGAUUACUCGGAAUAUCGAGAAUGCUCUGAUCAAAGCUAGGACAGCAGCCCUUCAGCAACAACAGUCCAGAAGCCAGCAGGAAGCCAUGAGCCUCGGUAGGGGUAUAGGUACACCGCCGCCAAUAUGGAGAAAUACCCCUACACCACCCCAGGGUGGCCCCAGAUACCCUCCUGGAUACGGUUAUAAUAACCAACAAAUGCCGAGCAACGGCCAUGGAUAUCCCAAUCAACCACUAUAUAACCAACCACCACAGGAACCAAUCAACCUAGCCUCCUUACAUCGUGACGUUGACUCGUUGAUAAUGAGUGUACGGCUCGAGUUCACUGCUAACCCACUUAACACCGCAGUUCAGCAAAAGCUCAAGGCCCUUUUAGAUUUACAGAACAUUCUACAACAGCAACGGUUACCGGAUGCACAGCUAAAACAGAUCCGUGACCAGGUAUCUCAGCUUUCUGCCUCCAGCGCAAAGCCAACACCACCGCCCCCUGCACCUGCUGCUUUGCCUGCUCAUAUCUCAAAUCCCCCCGUCUCUACACCUCCUAUAGGGACAGUACCUGCCCAGGCACCGCAACCAAACCUCCAAGCUUUACUGAACCCAAACACUCUUGCAGAACUUAUCAAGGCAACCGCACAGAAGCCUACUCCAACCCAGCAAACUCAACCAUAUACCCAACCGGCUGCUCCUACUCCAUCACUUGCAGCAGCCGUACAACCACCUGUAUCCCUAGCCGAAAGUCCCUUGAUAGCGUCAUUGAGAGCUCGUGGCCUUCUACCUCCUGCUACGGGAACUCCUACAACCACACCGCCUAAUCUCCCUUUCAUCAUUCCAGGCCAACCACCUUAUGCUCCAGUGCCUGCCAACACAAAUUCUCAAGGUGUCAAGAUUAAAGUUCCAAUGACCUCUGCUUCGAUACGAAUACUGGCACUUCAAAACAAAUCUACGGAUAAACGAGGCAGCCAAGAGAAGUCAGAACAGAAGCUGGUAUCUCGACGAGCGCGUAAGUUUUAUGCAGUCAGCUUGGACUGGAUAAAAUUCAGAGAAUUUGAAGAUGACAUUGGUGCCGACGAUGCAUCCGUCGCUGCCAGAAAAUCCAACAACGAAGAUGCAUCAGGUAAGAAGGCAGAACAGCAAAGAUGGAUCCACGCUCCCAAUGAUGCCACGCUUCGCAAUACUCCCUGCCCAAUAUGUCAGGAGAACUUUGAGUCCACUUGGUUUGAAGAAGCGCAAGAUUGGAUAUGGAGAGAUGCUAUUAAAGUUGGAAAUCGCAUAUAUCACGCCAGUUGCUAUGCAGAGGUCACAAAAGAUGGCAGCACAGGUGCAAAUGCCGAUAUAUCGCGGGGCCGAACCAGUACGCCGGAUUCUGUUCUCGGCAAACGAAAAGCAGAGGUGAGCAUAUUCUCUUGA